Messenger RNA from Pocillopora meandrina, 3222 nucleotides. The record is from the annotation of a GenBank genome assembly. NCBI's taxonomy places the organism in Eukaryota, Metazoa, Cnidaria, Anthozoa, Scleractinia, Pocilloporidae.
AUGAGAUUACCUCUUCGUGCUUGGAGAUGGUACAUGCGAUGUUUAGAGAUUCAUCCGUGGAAAACUCAGCUCAUCUCGACAGGUAGACUUUGACCCUUGAAUCAUUAAUCGUUCCUAGCAAGUAAUUUUUGAGGUAAAUUCAAAAAUUUGUGGGCAAGAUUUAUAAUUUUUCAGCGGCUUGGUCAUAGAAACCGCAAAUUACUUCUUGGGUCUACGUUCCCAACCAGUGUUCAGCACUCUAACUGGGAUUACGGUCUAUCGAACGUAAGGUAAUUAAAUAUUUGUCUUGACAGCACAAUAAUUCGAAGGGUCGUAUGUGUUUUUCAAACCACAGGCACUUAUUUUUCUAAUUUCUCAUACAUUUACUGCCGCUCCACUUUAGGUUUCUCAAAAUCUUUCCAGGUAAGUCAGAUUUUUAUUCUGCAGGAAUGUCUAGUUUGCGUUGAAAUUCGUUGUGGUAUAGGAAGUCAUCGCUAAAUCAAACUCGUUCAGAUUGAAACCGCGGCUCCUCGUGAUCUAAUUCGGUCAAAAUUUGCUCUCAUAGUACUCUCUGCGAAGUUCAUACGAAACACAUUAUUUUCAAUACAAAAUAAUCUCUUAAAGACAAGCGGAAACUUGUUCAAGGAUCAGUUCCGAAUCCUUGCAAGAUAUUUCAAAUGCCGUCGACCACUCAGCUGGAGAACUUCUGGUUUUUAUGACAUUACGAGCUCUAAGAAUCACUUCAAUCCUGAUCAAUCGUGUUUAGAAAUGUUACAUGGCCUUUUCGUAAAGCAGAAUGGAUUGGCCACCGAAAAAUCAAGUGUAUCUUUCUAAGUCUCGGAACUGUCUUACAUAAAAUCAGUGAACGCUGCUUAAUUACGGUAGCGAAGUAGAAAACGGUGAAGGAGUAAGAAUUAUCAGGAAACUAAAAUUAGUGUUCGUUUUUGCAACUUUCUUUUGUUUCAAAGACUUUCUCUAAAGCAGCAUUGACGGUAAACUUUACAUCUGACUCUUAAGUGAACAUUAAAAUCGCCGAAAAUGAGUAUGUGGUUCUUUACUUCGUGGCGUCAGCCUGGUCUCGAGCACAGAAAUCUGUCACCUUCAUUUGUUUUUGUCCCAGGGUCCUCAGUGGGUACGUUAUAUAUGAGGACAUAAAUUAUAGCCUAGUGUGCCCUACACGUUUCUUGUUCCGUGCUUCCCUCGUUUUCCCACUUUCCUUGGCUUGCGUAUUUCAUUUGCCAGGAUUCAUUUUACUCACAGGUCUAACUUUUUCUGCCUGAAGUAUUUGACCCGUCAGACUUCACUGACGUGGCUUACUUGAUUUUACACAACUGCCCGUCCAGGGAAGGGAGUAGGUGGAUCUCACUGUCUUUAGUUGUGGCUCUGUGAGGCCGGAGACCAUUUUUUGCAGCUUCGUUCAUUACAAGAACUCAGAAAAUUAUAACGCUGAAUAGUUUUCUGAUAAUUUCUGUAUAUUUUAAAAAAUCUGAUGUUAACAUUUCACAUUACGUUAUUCUACAUUACUUCCACACAUACAUUACACAUACAUGCUUGCCCGCUCACAAUUGCCCAUGAUUCCCAAUGCAGAAGAAGUGGUGGAUUUAGUCUCGAAAAAAUAUCCAGAAGGUGAAUCAGGUGAAAGGAGAGAAAAUAAAGGGUGACACAAAAGAGGCUGCUGACAAAAAUAACAUGGUGUUCUUAUUUAGCUUGUUUUAUUUUCAGGAGCACUUCUCGGAGCUGGAGACUUCAUUGCACAACAAUACGUUGAGAAAGUCCCAUUGCGGGAGCAUGAUUUGGUUCGUACAGCCCGAAUGGCGGCUGUCGGAACUGUUGUGAUUGGCCCCAUAUUCCACGUAUGGUACGCACAACUGGAUAAAAGAUUUGCUCGCAAAAGCCCUGGAAAUGCCAUCCGGAAAAUGACAGUGGAUCAAAGCAUCCUGGCGCCAGUGUUUCUUGUUUUAUUUUACGGUGCUGUCGGAGUCGUUGAACGUCGCACUAUCAAAGAGAUUAGUGACAAAAUCUACGAGGAAUUUUAUCCCAAUAUGGUUGUGAACUACCAAAUCUGGCCAGCUGUUCAGUUCUGUAAUUUUUAUUUUUUUCCAGCCCAUCUGCGAGUGCUGGUUGUGAAUGUUGUAUCACUGUUUUGGAAUACAUAUCUAGCAUGGACUUCGCACAAGGAGUUGGAACAUUCCAAGCAGUAGUGUUGUCUGUCCAAGAAAUUUUUGUAGGGGUUAGUUGGGGGGAGGGGAUGGGGAGGGAGGGUAUCACUAUCACUGUUUUGGAAUACAUAUCUGGCAUGGACUUCACAUGAGGAGUUGGAAAGUUCCAAGCAAUAGUAUUCUCUGUCUGUUUCGAUAAAGACUAGACGAAGAUGUCGAGAAUCAUAGAUAUUUUGUUUUGGAACGAAAACGUUGUAUUGACAAUUGAGAUCAGUUGUCAGUUGUGUAGUGAUUGUUGUUAUACUGUUUUACUGGUCUCUGUGGAACUGCAAUUUAAGUGAUCUCUUUUAAGGUUUGAAUCGAUCAAAGUUUCAUCUUUCUGGAACAGGAAUGGACUCAUUUAGGGGCUUUUACUCGAAAUUUUCUUCGAAGAUGCUAUAUUCUGCAAUUCAAAAUCCCCCUUCGAUCAAUUUCUAACCUGCCUCACCGAUUUAUUCUGAGUCGUAUCACAGUCUCUCAUUGGAUGUUUUUCAUGCCACAAUUACUUCUGUUUCGGGUUGUUAGGGAAGCUUCUCUACUAUGGAGAAGUAAGCUGAUUGAGGGAGUAUUCUCAAUUUCAAUGAUUUGAUUUGUCGACUACGAGACGUCAAAUCAUCACAGGGGCAUCUUCGCCUUCAAUAUUUUCAUUUAUGGCAAAGGUGCAGCUAAUUCAUGAAUCUUUCCUUAUCACGUAGUUAAAUAGUGACAGUACCUAUUUAUUUAUUACUGUGGCUCGCAAUCUUGUAAAUAGAUCGACGGCGUGGUUUUAUGAAAUUUUAAUGUCAUGUACUAACAAGAAAUCCAGAAACACAUCCAGACAACAUAGCGGUAACUCAACAUGCUUUUUAUUUUUAACCUAUGCGUGCGCAUUAAAUCAAUUAAUAUAUACAGUAAAUGCACAGGCAGACCAUAACAUCUAGUUUGUACGUAAUUUAGAGCUCAUUCCGUAAACUGUACCAUGUCGCGGCUUUUACAUCAACUGUAAAAUUACAGGUAUCAUAAUUUUAAAACGACUCGAUUUAUUGUAUUAAAAUUCAUUCAACAG